Pseudoliparis swirei is the source of this 1572-nucleotide messenger RNA. It is a transcript of the gene rlig1, whose product is annotated as RNA 5'-phosphate and 3'-OH ligase 1. The transcript is spliced from 7 exons. Gene Ontology annotation, molecular function: RNA ligase (ATP) activity. NCBI's taxonomy places the organism in Eukaryota, Metazoa, Chordata, Actinopteri, Perciformes, Liparidae. The record is from RefSeq and is a predicted model, not a curated record. Gene Ontology annotation, biological process: response to reactive oxygen species.
CUACAGCACUGUCAGUUAGACAUCUGGUGUAGAAACUUUUGACUAACGGAGUACACUCCGGUAGUAUAAAUUCAAAAGUGAUGAGGUUGUGGUCUGACAGAAGAGGAUUCUGUGGGAAGACGUUCAAAUGCUCAAUGUCAACGCCAUAAGUAAGAACAAGAUCAAGCGUGUGGCCAAAGCUGUGAGUGGGUUUCUGUACUCUCUGACAGAAGCCAAUCGAGUCCAACAAGGAGAUGAAUGCAGCGAUCCGCCGCCGCGCCGCACGGUGGCGCUAACGAGCCAUUCGAUGGUUUGGCAAAAUACAUUUAAAAAAGCGAAGAAGAAAAAGAACGUCACGUGACAGGAAACAUACACACAUCCCCCUCCCUCCUGAGCGCUAGCCGCGAUGCUGCUCCGACGCUAGCAUGCACACCGAGGAGUCUGAGACAACACGCGGACAACAGCAACAACAAGAACAACAACAACAACAUGCGGCGUCUGGGCGCCGUUCAGCAGAAGAUACCGUGCGUCUUUCUGACGGAGGUGAAGGAGGAACAGUCGCGGAAACGGGACCGUCAGCAAUUCCAGGUAGUUGCCACGGAAACCGUGAACCCGGUUGCCGUGGAGGCCAACGUCGACCGCGCGCUCGUCACCGAAAAACUGGACGGCACGUGCUGCUACGUGACGCUCUAUAAAAGCCGACCUCACCUGUGGGCUCGACUCGACCGCAAGCCCAACAAACAGGCGGAGAAGAGGUUCAGAAGACAUCGGCACGCUCACAGCUGUGAAGGUUUCUCGUGGAGCGUGGAGGACGACUUCAAGGCGGUGCCAGAGACGUGGAUCCCGGCUCACCGGGUCCGGCUCCGCGACGGCCUGCCGGUGCCGGACCCACACGGACACAUUCCAGGCUGGGUGCCGCUGGACAAGGACAACAAGCAGUACCGCUGGCACGCCGCCGCGGUGGACGCCGAGGCCCGGCGGGCCCUGGUCCUCCGGCCCGGCCCGGCCGAGGAAGACGAAGACGCGCUGGAGGUCGCGGCCGUCCCGCUGGCCGACCUCCUGGAACAGACGCUGGAGCUCAUCGGCACCAACGUCAACGGGAACCCGUACGGUGAGGCGCCGGGUUCAACCGGCCACGCUCUUCUUCUCUACAGCCACGUCAGAGAACAUACAUCUCCAGCGCUGGCUUAUGCGCGAUAACGAGAGAGAACGAGAGAGAGACCAGCAGGACGAGUGGAGGGCGUGGUGUGGCACUGUGACGACGGCACGCUCGUUAAGGUCCACCGGCACCACCUGGGACUGAGGUGGCCAGACGGGGGGACGGCCCUCGCCGACCGGCCGGUGGUGGUUACCGUGGACGACAGCAGCAUCAUUAGCAAUACUAGCAUCAGCAGCAUGGACUUGUUCACCUUCUUCUCCAGGCUCAAUGGACAUCGCUUCAGUCGACUGCUGGACAUCAAGUAAUCUCUCCCUCUCUUCUCUCUCCAAGUAUUCCUCACUAAUAAUUCCAGAUGAGAGUAAACAACAACAGCAGGAGCAGCAGCCCGAGUGGCUGAGUUCCACUGAGCUGUUGAAUAAAGGACGUGAACGUGU